Topomyia yanbarensis is the source of this 1491-nucleotide messenger RNA. It is a transcript of the gene DNApol-alpha50, whose product is annotated as DNA primase small subunit. Gene Ontology annotation, biological process: DNA replication, synthesis of primer. NCBI's taxonomy places the organism in Eukaryota, Metazoa, Arthropoda, Insecta, Diptera, Culicidae. The transcript is spliced from 3 exons. The record is from RefSeq and is a predicted model, not a curated record. The coding region runs from base 165 to 1451 and encodes 428 amino acids. Gene Ontology annotation, cellular component: alpha DNA polymerase:primase complex.
UGUUGGCGCGCGAAUUGGCUAAUAUGUUUGAAUACUAGAUUGUGAACGUUGUUGGGUUUUGAGCAAUAUAUUAUUAUUAAAAGUGCUAAAUACCGACUACUUACGUGCACCAAGUUUGAAGGCCAAGACGUACUUUAAUUCUGUCGUUAAAUUAUCAAUAAAUAAUGCCCGAAAAUACUGAAAAUGGUAAAAAGGCUGCUGACACAUUCGACCCAAGUUCGCUCCAGGACUUGCUUCCGAUUUACUACAAGCGUCUAUUUCCACAUCAUCAGUUCUAUCGUUGGAUGUCAUAUGGUCUCUCGGAGGCAUCCGUCUUUGCGAACCGUGAAUUUUCAUUCACACUAGAGGAUGACAUUUACCUACGAUACCAGUCGUUCGAUAGUCAGGCAGAUCUGGAGAAGGAAAUUUGUGCGAAAAGUCCGUGCAAAAUUGAUAUCGGUGCCGUGUACAAUGUCCGCCCGAAAGAUCACCGAGCCAGUACGGUGAUGAAACCAUUACAGCGCGAACUAGUUUUCGAUAUCGAUAUGACGGACUAUGAUGAGAUUAGAACUUGCUGUAAUGAGGCCAAUGUUUGUCCAAAAUGCUGGAAAUUUAUGACAAUUGCGUGUAAGGUGAUUGAUGCCGCUCUGCGGGAAGACUUCGGUUUCGAGCAUAUGCUGUGGGUGUUUAGUGGGCGUCGAGGUAUUCAUUGUUGGGUGUGUGACAAAACGGCAAGACAUUUGGAUACAAAAGGACGAUCGUCAAUUGCAGAAUAUUUGCACAUUUUGAUAAGUGGUGGAGAAGGAUCGGUCACGAGGGUCAGUCUAGGAGAUAGAAUGCAUCAUGCUAUCAAAAGAGCACACAAGUUGAUUACACCGCUGUUCGAAGAAAUUUGCCUUGUUGAUCAGAACAUGUUCGCUACUCCGGAUGGUCUCAGGAAGCUGCUGGCCAUGGUACAAGAUGAAGGUAUCCGGCUAGAGUUGGACAAAAAGCUUAAACCACAUCAAGGGGAUUCCAAAGCUAUUUGGAAGGCAUACGAAGCGUUUUUCGAAUCCCUUCGAGUUUCGGGCCAAAACAAAGCAAGAAAACUCAAAUACAUAAUCGAGGAAACGCAACUAGCUUUUACCUAUCCACGAAUUGAUAUUAAUGUCAGUAAAGGGUUCAACCAUUUAUUGAAAUCGCCGUUCUGUGUUCAUCCUAAGACAGGGAAGGUUUGCGUUCCUUUCAAUCCGAAUGUGGCUGAGAAGUUCGAUCCCACGCAGGUUCCGACUAUUACGGGUUUACUGAAUGAGGUUAACACCUUCGAUGAGAACAUCAAAGCCGAUGGAGAAGAGGAACGAUCCCGAAUCAAAGAUUACAAGAAGACCAGUAUGUUAAGAGGCACUGUUAUUUUUGAGGAAUUUCUACGGAAGUUAGAACAAACGUUUAAAGGCAAGGCGAUUUUAGUUAGCGAUAAGAAGAUGGAGUUUUAGGUUACAUAUGUCGACCAAUAAAAACCAAAAUCUUUUGUAA